Paramormyrops kingsleyae is the source of this 5058-nucleotide messenger RNA. Its product is annotated as insulin receptor substrate 2-like. NCBI's taxonomy places the organism in Eukaryota, Metazoa, Chordata, Actinopteri, Osteoglossiformes, Mormyridae. The record is from RefSeq and is a predicted model, not a curated record. Gene Ontology annotation, cellular component: plasma membrane; cytosol. Gene Ontology annotation, biological process: insulin receptor signaling pathway. Gene Ontology annotation, molecular function: phosphatidylinositol 3-kinase binding; insulin receptor binding.
GCUCCACCCCGUGUGUGUAUAUGUGUGUGUUUUUCUUUCCUUUUUUUGAAACUAAAGCUGGAUGCGUAGAGCGUCACAUGUUGUUUUUCCUGGCCGGUAUGCGUUACACUGUGCUAAACUGUAUCAGAUGCGGAGCGGGCGGAUGAGAUAAGAGUGUACCGACGCACUUCGGAGCAGAUCGCAAUAGGGAGCAGAAAGUGAGAGUUCAGGGAGCCGGGAUGGCGAGUCCGCCGCAUGCCGGCGACGGCGUUGAGAAGUGCGGCUAUCUGAGGAAACAGAAGCACGGACACAAACGCUUCUUCGUGCUGAAGGCGCCGGGCGACGGCUGCCCUGCUCGUCUGGAGUGCUACGAGAACGAGAAAAAGUGGCGAAACAGGUCGGCAGCCCGGCGGGUCAUACCGUUAGACUCCUGUCUGAACAUCAGCAGGAGAGCGGACGCCAAACACCGGCACCUGAUCGCCCUCUACACCAAGGACGAGUACUUCGCUGUAGCUGCCGACUGCGAGCUGGAGCAAGAGGAAUGGUACGCAGCGCUGGCGGGUUUGAUGACUGGAGGGAAAGUACACGCCGGCUCAGAGUCGUCUUUGGUGGGAUUGGAGGAUGCCGACUAUGGCAUGAUCACGCCAGCGAGCGCAGCUUAUAAGGAAGUAUGGCAGGUAAAUUUGAAAUCUAAAGGACUGGGGCAUAGCAAGAACCUGACAGGGGUGUACAGACUGUGCCUGUCCAGCCGGACCAUCAGCUUUGUUAAGCUGAACUCAGAGGUCGCCUCUGUGGUUCUGCAGCUCAUGAACAUACGGAGGUGUGGACACUCGGACAGCUUUUUCUUCAUUGAGGUGGGCAGGUCUGCCUCCACCGGACCUGGUGAGCUCUGGAUGCAGGCAGAUGAUUCUGUGGUGGCGCAGAACAUACACGAGACUAUCUUGGAGGCUAUGAAAGCAAUGAAGGAGCUGUGCGAAUUCCGGCCGCGGAGUAAAAGCCAGUCCUCGGGCACCAACCCCAUCUCUGUGCCCACUAGGCGGCACUUGAAUAACCUGCCUCCCAGCCAAACCGGGCUUCUCAGGAGGUCCAGGACGGACAGCGCUGCAGCUACGUCCCCCGUUGGGAAGUUCAGCUCCUGUCGCGUCAGGACUGCCAGCGAGGGGGAUGGCACCAUGACCCGGCCCGUAUCUGUGAACGGGAGCCCUGUCAGCCCCUGUGCCAGUCGGGCCCCUCUGGGGAGGUCUAACACGGUCACGGCACGGCCCAGCCGCAUGUUCGAGAUGUCCGCGUUGCAGCACAGCAAGUCCAUGUCCAUGUCCUCCCCACCGUCGAUCGCCAGCCCGGUGAGCCUCUCCUCCAGCAGCGGCAAUGGCUCCGCCUCCGAUGCCCUUCCGAGGCCUCCCAGCGCUUGUGCAUCUGUGUCUGGCUCCCCCAGUGAUGCUGGGUUCAUGUCCUGUGAUGAAUACGGGUCCAGUCCCGGUGACCUGAGGCCACACCUAGGGAACAGGAGCGAUACGCCAGAGUACAUGACCGACACGCCCCCUUCACGUGAUGGCAGUGACCUGAAUGGCUAUGAGUUGAUGGAGAGGCAGGCCGGGGAGUGCUGGCGGAAGUGCCGCGAUGAGGAGUCUGACAAGGCGUACAGGAAGCGGACUUACUCGCUCACCACGCCACCCCAGCAGAGGGCGCCCUCACAAGUUUCCUCUACCUCUCUGGAUGAGUACACGUUGAUGAGAGCGACGUGUUCCACCCUCUCUGGCCGGGGAUUACGCAAUGUCUCUCCAAAAAUUGCAUAUCCAGAGGAUUAUGGAGAUGUAGAAAUUGGGUCCCUGAGGAGCUCGAGCAGUAACCUGGGUGACGAUGGCUACAUGCAGAUGACCCCAGGCGUGGUACCCCUGACUGGCAGGAGCGAAAACUAUAUGGCGAUGAGCCCCAUGACGGUUUCUGCUCCCAAGCAGAUAAUCAAUCCCAGGGUGCAUCCACCAAUGGCCGGCAGUGGGGGAAGGGUAGCGUCCCCCAGUGGCUCCCUGGAUGACAGUGGCUACCUCAGGAUGUUGUGUGGCCACAAGCUGUCCAUGGAGAGUUCUGACGGUAAGCUGGUGAACGGCGAGUACAUGAACAUGUCCCCCGUGGAGCCCUGCGUGUCCUUCACGCCCCCAGACUGCUUCCCAGGAUGCCUUGCCCCCGAAUUCCAGAGGACGUUCCCCUCUAGCAUGCUGCUUCACUCCCACCGGACCCCCACUAGGAACAGUGAUGACAACGACCAGUAUGUGAUGAUGAGGAGCCUGCAGGCUCCGAAAGCCGUGGACGAGAUGAGCUGCCGGGUCACGCCUGCCGAUUCGCCGUCACCCAGGCUAAGCUGGGGAGAGUCUCUGAGGGGGAGGGUCAAUCGGCCCACCAGACUGUCCCUGGAGACGGUGAGGACCCUGCCAAGCAUGCAAGAACUUCCUCUUCCCAAGGAACCGAAAAGUCCGGGUGAAUAUAUCAAUAUAGACUUCAGUGAGGCUGCAAGGUGUUCCUUCACCUCACUGCCCUUGGGGGGCCGGGCCACAUCACCGCUUUCCAGCUGCGUGAACAUGGACCAAGCCACUGUGUCACCAAGUCCUGUAGUCGCCAGCAAUGGGGGUCUCCCAUCGCUUUCUUGCCCCCCUCAGUUGGAUGAGGUAAAGGAUGACUACACAGAGAUGUCCUUCACAGGUCCUGGGCCCCCCUCUCAGAGCACGGAUGGCACCCCCCAACCCAUCAGCCCCAGCGGCAGCAUGCAGCAGCUGACCCUCGAGGACCAGCCCGUGCCAGGAAUGGAGACGUUCCUGGUGCCCAUGGUCCAACCUGACCCGGACCGGGGUGCCAAGGUGAUCCGGGCCGACCCACAGGGGCGUCGUCGGCACAGCUCGGAGACAUUCUCAUCCACCACCACCGUCACGCCAGUCUUUCCCUCCUUCGCCCACGACCCUAGGCGGCACGGCUCGGCCUCCGUGGAGAACGUGUGGGCACGUGGCAGCCAGGGUUCCGACGGGGAAGCCGGGAGCCCCAUGUGCCGAGAGACCUCAGCCGGUUUCCAAAAUGGACUCAACUACAUCGCCUUAAACCUGAUGGACGAAAACCUGGGCGCCUGUAAGAGCUUGAUGCAGCUUAAAGCCACCAGCUGCUGCAAAGGGGGCAUCAACGCUUUGCAUGGUGUCCCAUUUGUCGGCCUGGCCUUCAAAGAGGCUGCUGCUGUGGUUAAAGAUUAGAGGAUGAACAGAAUGACUGCCCCCCCCCCUCCCACCACCCCCACCACAGAUGGGAGGACUUCGUGAAAUUGACUGGCAAACGGGCAGCCCACCCAAGCCUUUUGACCUUGCGCUGCUGUAGAUGACCCCAGACCUCAGAGGGUUCCCUUCGGAUCAGGAACCACACUGUCGCUGCUCGAUUGCGCUAGAAAACUAGUCCAAGAACUGUGAGGUAGAUUAAAUAUGUAAAUCGUGCGUGUUUUCUCACCCUCCCUGGUAUUUAAUUUGCAUCUGUUUGGGGUGAUCCCUGGAUCGCGACCAGUGAGAAGGUAUGAACAGAACUUGGAGAUGUGUGACAGGCAGCCCACUGGUCACAUACAUGUACAUUCGCGGACAACACCUUUAUUUAUUCAUGUGCAUAAAACAUUUGUGUGUCCCUGGUGUCAUCUUUGGUACGGUCCGAGUUUUCCACAAUUUCUUUCUGUUUAUAGUAAUUCAGUAAAUUAUUGAAGCCCUACCUCAGAGCAGAAAAGCCAGGUCACUGCGCAGAAACAGACAGAAAAUGAAACAAAUGUAAUUUAUUUUUUGAAGUCAGAUGUUUCAUAAUUUCAGUCCAAAGCCUUACAGACGUUGUUGUGAAGGUGGGUUCUGACUGGUCUUGAACACGUGGGAGACUUGGCCUUCUCUGCGAGUGCUGAAUGCGUCUAAAAGUCCAUCCUCAACCUACAGAUCAGAUGCUUAAAGAAAAUCACAAAUGUUUAUUUUGAUAUAAUGUGCUUAUAUUACAAGAAGAAAUCCAUCAGAGGGCAGUAGGUUGAGCCAGGGCGGGCAUGCGUAUUGGUUGCAAUGCAUUUUAACUUUUAAACCAAUAAGAGCAUCUGGGCACUGCACGCGUCGGCUGUUCGUGUCCGGCACCCGUAGUCCUCCUGUGACUCCACCUGCAUUCGCUGCUGAUCACUGCUCUCGAGCUGCACUGAAGGUGUUGUACUGACCUGAGCUCAUUGGCUGAGAAGACCAUCGUCAAAGCUGUUGAUUGGAUGACAGAUAUUGGGGAAAGUCAGAUGCUGAGAUGAUGGCUCUUUUAAUGGGUGUCGUGUGUUUCGGAUUGGAAACGGGGCUCAUCGGAAACCAAUGAGGGAUCUCAAUCCCGCAGCACUUGGUUUGUAACGUGUGGUGCGUGAAUGUAGAAUAUUGUGUACUUAUCUGGAGAUUCAGAAAUGGAACUCGACACUCAGGCCUGUGGACAGGAAGUGACCUCACUCGUUGUGCCCAGUGCUGUAUAUAUAGAGUGUACAUGUACAAAGAAUCCAGCCAAAUUACACUUAAAAUGGUCGAGUGGAUGCUGUACAACAAGGAUCUGUCACAGGCUCCCCUUCACGUGAUGGAAUUCCACUAAGAUAUUUUAUAACAAUGCUGUAUUAUUUUAAAAAUAAAGUAAUACUUGAUACUAAAGUAAGCCUUGCUACUUAGGUACAAGUUGUUAAUGGUAUAUGCAAUGUUAACAUUUUUUAAUGAUAAAGCUUAGUUUACAGAAUGAAACCAAAUGUAUAAAUAUCGUGUUAAUAUAUUUGUUAAAAUUUUAAUUAAAUUUUUGCUGUUUGUACAUUUUUUUCUGCCAACUUUAAAAGGAAGGUUUUUUUCCCGGUUUUGUUAUUGGAACUUAUCAGUAAUUUCAGUGUGACGUUUGUGUUCAUUGACAAGCCUGCUAAUAUUUUAGUGUCUUCCAUCGUACAUGUCAUGUGCUGGAGAUUGUGAUGCUUACGAGGUGAUGAUAACUCAGAACUAGUGUAGUUAAGUAUUGCUUUAGUCUGUAUCGAUUAUGGAUUGUUACCUGCAAUAAAAUAAAAAAAAACAUUAUUUAAGAAAA